Messenger RNA from Acanthopagrus latus (yellowfin seabream), 7948 nucleotides. It is a transcript of the gene srbd1, whose product is annotated as S1 RNA binding domain 1. The transcript is spliced from 21 exons. The coding region runs from base 129 to 2930 and encodes 933 amino acids. NCBI's taxonomy places the organism in Eukaryota, Metazoa, Chordata, Actinopteri, Spariformes, Sparidae. The record is from RefSeq and is a predicted model, not a curated record. Gene Ontology annotation, molecular function: structural constituent of ribosome; mRNA binding. Gene Ontology annotation, biological process: nucleobase-containing compound metabolic process; translation.
AAAAAACACAGAAGAAGAAGCAGCAGUGAAAGUGAUUGGUUGAGUACUGUUGCAGGAAGUGAGCAUUCUUGCUGCACCGGCUCCGAUUUCUAACGGAAUACCAGCAAAUAACUGAAGCAUUUUCAAAGAUGUUGCGAAGACCUCGAACGUCAACUGCCAAAGCUGUCAACUACAAUGACAUGGACUCCGAAAUGUCCUUCUCUGUCACUGCCAGUAGUGAUGAGGAUAUUGAGGAGUGGAAGCCACCAGAGCCAAAGCCAAAAGCCCUGACCAAGACUGGCAGAGACCAAACAGCAGGGGAGAAGAAAGCACCUGCCAAGAGAACUGCCAAACCAAAGGUGCCAAAAGAACCCAAACCACCUAAAGCUCCCAAAGUGCCUAAAGAGCCCAAGCCAAGGGUGCCGCGCAAACCCGCAGCAGAGAGGAAAACACAGGCCGCCAAAGUCCAGAAGGGUUCUGGUGCACGUGGGUUAGCUGGAACAAAGAGGAAAAAAUCGGAUGAGGAUGAUAAGCUUGGUGAAGACAAAGGAGAAAAACAAACAGAUUGUCCAGAGGUAGAGACGGCUGAAGAGAGUGGGCCAAGCAUCAGAAUGAAGGAGGAGAGGGUGUCAUUUAUUGUGUCAGAAGCCUGCCAGGCAGACAGAUGUGCAGGCGAGGGUUCAUCACUAACUGGGCUUAAAGCAAAGAAGGAGGAAGUGGAGGAGGAUUUCACUUUUGAUGAGCCCUGUCAAAAGAAACAGAAAACCAGUGGUGUGGGCCUGGGUCAACCAACUGCUUUACCAUCAUCACUAGCACAAGCUUUGAGGAAUGAACUCAACAUGAACUGGGAGUUGAUAGAGGUGCUGUCUGUCCUGACAUGCGUGGAGCGAUGGGUCUGUGUUAAUAUCAUUACGCUGCUUCGUGAGGAGAACACUGUGCCGUUCAUGGUGCGCUACCGCAAAGACAUGAUUAACCACAUGGACGCUGAUGCUGUCAGAGAUGUCCAGCUCAUUUAUGAGGAAUUAUGUUCUCUAGCUAAGAAGACCAAGUCUGUGAUUCAGACCCUGAAGAAGGAUGGAGUUUUGACAGAUGAGCUGGAACAAGACCUGAGGAACUGCCGAUCAACUGAUGAACUGGACCAUGUGUAUUCUCCCUACAAGAAAGGCAGUAAGCUGACGAAGGCUCGCAGGGCCAAAGCACUUGGCCUUGAGGAGGCCGCCUGUGCACUGAUGGAAAAACCGCACACUCUGGAUUUAAGGGCAUGGGUAAAAACUGGUACUGAAGGUUUGUCAUCGGUGGAAGAUGUGGCAACAGGUGUGGAGCAUAUCUUGGCUGAUAUGAUCGCCAAAGACCCUGAGACACUUACCUACGUUAAAACAUUGUGUGAGAACAGCUCUGUGACCAUCCAGUCCUCCGUGUCCAAGUCGGCACUAAAGGAAAAAGAGCAGGACAAGUCGGUCCAAGGCCAGAAAAAGCCAGGGGCACAGCAAAACAAAAACAAAGACAUUGACAAGUUUCACCUCUACUUUGACUUCACCAGCAACAUCCAGCGCAUCCAGCCCCAUCAGACGCUGGCUAUUAACCGAGGGGAAAGUCUGAAGAUUUUGACAGUGAAGGUGAACAUCCCUGACAGGGUGAAGAAUGACUUCACCAGGUGGUGCAUAAACAACAGGUGGAGGCCUAAGACAUUUGCAAGAGAGGAGCUUAACAUAAUCAUCAAGAAUGCAGUAGAGGACUCUUAUAAGAGGCUUGUUCUACCUUUCCUCACAAGGAGUUACAGGAAUAAACUGACAAGUGCAGCAGAGAAGGAGUCGAUUGCCAUGUUUGUGCGAAACCUUCGGCAGCGCCUGUUGGUGUGUCCCAUCAGGGGCUGUGUCAUCAUGGGGGUGGACCCUGGCUUUAGACAUGGCUGUAAGCUGGCAGUUCUCUCCCCCACUAGUCAGAUUAUCCACACUGAUGUUGUGUACCUGCACAAUUCAGGCCAGCAAAGAGAAGCAGACAAACUGCGCCACCUCAUGAUCAAAUACGGCUGUACUAGGGUCGUCAUUGGUAACGGGACAGCAUGUCGUGAGACUGAGUCCUUCUUCGCUGACCUCAUCUCAAGGCGCUACUUUCACCCCCUGGACGUGUCCUACUGUAUAACCAGUGAGGCGGGAGCAUCCAUCUACAGUGUGAGUCCUGAGGCGGUCAAAGAGAUGCCAGACUUGGAUCCAAACCUUAGGAGUGCAGUGUCCAUUGGAAGACGUGUCCAAGAUCCACUGGCAGAGCUUGUGAAGAUUGAUCCCAAACACAUCGGCAUUGGAACAUACCAGCACGAUGUGUCAGCCGGAGCUCUUAAGGCAGCACUGGACGGCGUAGUGCAAGAAUGUGUGAGCUUCGUGGGAGUAGACAUCAACAUCUGCUCCGAGACACUGAUGAGGCAUGUAGCAGGCCUGAACGCAGGCAGGGCGAAGAAUAUCGCGGAGUGGAGAGAGCAGAAUGGUCCCUUCAUCAACAGGGAGCAACUCAAACUGGUCAAAGGCAUGGGGCCAAAGACCUUCCAGCAGUGUGCCGGCUUUAUCAGAAUCAACCCGCAAACCAGUGCCAGAUCCUCACCUCACCCAGGACCAGCAGUGCCGGAGAAACCAGCAGCGAAGAAGGCCAAAGGAAAGACUGGUGUCAACAUACCGACCUCAUUCAACCCCCUCGACCAGACCUGCAUACACCCGGAGUCCUACCAUGUGGCACAGAGAUUUCUGUCCAUUGUGGAUGGGAGUGCAGACCAGAUCGGGAGUGCAGCCUUGCAACAAUGUGUGGAGAGCAAGGUUAGGAGCAGCAGUAUCGAGGAACUGGCCAGGACAGUGGACACCACACCAGAGACCCUCAAACUCAUCAUAGACGGCCUCACGCAGCCCCCUGGGUUUGACAUACGACAAAUGUCAGGUGAAAAAGUCCAGAUAGGCAGAGGGUGAGACGGACUUUGACUUCUUGGCAUCACCGGUUAAAAACAGGAGUAAGGAGAGGAGGGAUGGAUGAAUGGAGGUAGGAGAGCGAGAGAGGGAUGGAAUGGGACAGGAAAUGAAAGGCUUUCUCCGGUUUCACUCCCCGUGACCUCAUCAGUGUGAUCAUGGGUUUUAUGAGCUUUCCCUCUCGACGCCCACACACCACCUCACACGUGCCAGGACACACACACACUCACUCACACACACACACUUCAGGCCGUAUAUUUCAUUCACUGGCUCGGAGACAAACACACACAGUACAUGUGUUUUUGUCUCUCUGUUCCUUUUCUCACACUCUCUCCGUCAACCUUUCACAUACUUCAUCACACACCAGACGCUCAAAAAGGCCGACGCUCAGUUAGAGCCACCGACACACAAACACCGACACAGAAAAGGAAAUUUGUCUUUAUUACUGAUUGCAUUAGCCUUUUUGCAGGGAAAGUAUGGGACUGUGUAAUGAAAUAAAGCCUUUUAACUUUGCAAAGCUGUUAAAAUAUAUGAAAGCCAUCACUUUUACAUAUCCCACAGCAUAAGCUCUCACACAUUAUGGCAAUUCGUCUAUUCUUGAGCAAAGGUGAUGUGGCGUUUUGCAUUUCACCUCACCAACAGAGCAAAUUAACUCGGGGGGGGGGGGAUGAUAAAUGGCAGUGAAUGAGCUAGCAUCUGAUUAGUAGUGCAUUAAUAGUAGAUGUAUGUAUUUUUUCUCCCUCUUGCCUUUCUUUCCUCCAGGUCAUUUCUUGGGCAUUUCCCUCUCUGCUCACCAUUUGCUAAGCUCCAACUACGUCACUUAACAAUUCCCAGUCUCCAGCAGCUUUGCCACUUAUCUCCCCAAAGUGGGUAAUGUCUUAAGACCGCGUGUUUGUUUUAAUCAGUAUUAAGUCUUCUUGGAUGUGGAGUGGAAAAGGAGAGAAAAGGGAAGCCGAGGAUGGGGUAACGUCAAGAGAAAAGUGAGCUCUGCAGUGAUUUCUGCCUGGGUCAAUAUUUUCAUAGGUGCCAGGUGUUCAGCAGCCAUCAUAUUGGAAAUAAUAUUUUUAUUAACCCAUGUACCUACAGAGCUUUUUACAUGCUAUGGACAGACACAGGAAAGGAAAAGAGAUUAGAUAAAUCAGGAGAGAAAGUUAGACUGCAGCAGGAUGAGAAAAUAAGAUUAGUGUAGCUUUCAGGGUGCCAGGUAUUCCAGUGUCAGCACAGUGAAGAGGGAGAGAGAGGGACAAUCAGUGGUAUCAGCCAGCAUCAGUGAUUUUCCACACUAAUGCAACCCUGAUGUCUGCUUGUUUUAAAUUAGAGCAGUGCUUCAAGAUGUAUGAAGACCAUGACCAAAGUAAUUUUUUCUCCCCACAUAUUUCAAAAUUAGCUUGCGUAUAUUGCUAUUUAACGAAAGGACAAAAAUAGUCCCCUUCUAUCAUCGCAUAUCACUUAACCUACUAGACGUGUGUAGCAGUGUCUAUCUGAAAAGCCCUCUGCCUGUGUUUUAUUAUUUUCUCAUUACUUUUGUUGUCUUUCUGGGCAUCUGUGAUUCUAGAGAAAAUGUAUUGUUGUGUCUCUUUACCAACUCAGAUACUGACACAUUGGGCUGGAGGCUCGCCUGAAGCAUCGUUAUUUAACAGCCUAGGGACGAGACACAACAAUUAACUAGCUUUCUCUACCAUCGUACCUUUAGACUUGUGUCGAAAUGCUUUUAACAUGAAGGAUGCAGUCCAGUCCCCCUCUGUCUGAGACACUUUGUUUUAGCUCCCAUCUCUUCAAGGCCUCUCCCCCUCCCAAACACCCAGUCUUCUCUGAUUGGUCAGCUCACACACACCUGAGCCAGCACUGCUAAGAACAACAGAUUAUUGUUCAUUAAUUUCUGUGUGCCGAACAAGCUGCUAGGCUUAAAUCAUGCAAAUGUUUGACAUGUGUAGUGUGAUGUCACCCAGUCACUGUUUUAAAGUCGGGGCUUUCAGGCACACAAAAAUGGUGUCUCCUGUGAGAAAGAAGAGCUCCUGUUGCUUUUUAACUUUCAAGCCCUUUUACAGGCACAAGAACCUGUAACACACUGAAGAAAAGGAAAAAAAUGAAAAAAACAUUUAUCUCUAACAUUCAGAGCAACUCAGCCAUGAAUCGCUUUAAGCUAAUAUUCCUUUGUUGAGUGAAGAAAGGUCCACCACUUAUGCUGAACUCCCGCUACACACAAACAUACACUACACUGAAUAGUAAGUUAAACACACAGAUACAUCUCUAUAUACAUGACUCCCUCCAGAGUAACACAGUUAGAUCCGUUCAAGGACAACAAGGCCUCUUCCUGUUCCCGGGUCGUGACCGUGGUUGGUGGCUUACAGUGAUUGACAGCUGAGUGUUUGGGUUAGGCUGCCACCUCUGGGGAUUUACUAUAGGCAAAGCCUUUAUACACAUCCAGCAGAGAACACUGGUGAGAUCUCUCUCACACACACAGACUUAUAGUGUCAGAGCAUACCACACCAACACACACAGACAGAGUGUGCUGGCAUACCCCCUCCAUCCUCCACACUGACACACAUACACAGAGAGUGUGUGAGCAUAUCUUGUCGACAUAUCUCAUGUUCAUCCCACAGGGAAACCAGUCUGAGACCAUAGAAACAUUGUGUCAGGGGGAGGAAGGAAGUGGGAGCUUAGGGGGAAUUCACUUACAUUUAGGAACAGUUAUGGAAUAUUUCAGAAAACUUCUUCUGUUUUUGUACGUUUCCUUUGGAUUAGGAGUUUUUCCCUUUUUUUUUAUGCGUCUGGUUGGAAAAAAAAAGAUUAUAUUAAUUACAGCCAUGUACUGUAGCUCACUGUUGUAUUUUCAGUACGGACAGCCAAGAGGCCAUGAGUAUAAAUGAUGGUCUGGCCCCCUGGAUAAUGAGAUAUUGUACGCCACAUUAAUUGUAGUCUCCUCUGAGGCGUUCAGCAAGUUUUCUCAAAACAAACUUAACAUCUCUAAUUACAUAACUCGACAGCUGGUGGCAGAGCUUACUCCCCAGAAAAUGUUCAAAUGUAUUAAACUUUAUAUCAAUCAAAAUGGGUGCAAACCUUUAACGCUGAUGUCUCAUUAGCUCCUCUUGAUGGUGGACAGCUCACAAACUCAACAGUUAGUCUUUUGUAUAGAUCCAUCAUCUGAAACUUUGUUUAAUGAUUUGUACAAAUUAAAUGGCUGCAAAUAAGUCAAGUUCUGGUUAGUCACGUAGCCUUCAUUUUAUCUACUUAAAGGGUAGCUCCAUCAGUUUUACACAUUACGGUGUAUUGACAGGUUACAGGUCUUGGGGAGUGCUACUGCACAUGUGAAAACGGUAGUUUGGUCCCAGACAAAGCUUGAACGUAAUCUGAUAAAUUGCCUAUAGAGUUGUCACUCAGUGGCUAAAGUGCAUUGUGGGUGAUGGAGGCACAGAGUUUUGAAAAGGAAGAAGAAUGGGUGGAAUAAAACAGACAAUAUAUCUGAUCUUACUGAAUUAAUUAUGAUCAUGUAAUAGUACUCCCUUAGACCUGUAAACAAGCUUUUAACGUGUAAAACUAGUGGAGUUACCCUUUAAAGAUAAAUUUCAAUUUGAAUGAUAAAAGAAAAAUGUAUAAUGAAUAUUGUAAAACCAUUUUAAGGUCGUAGUUUUAGACUACAGUAAUUCAAAUAGUCAUUCCUAAAAACUAGUCUCUGAAUUUUCUUAAUUUUAUUUGUGUUUUUGAGACAUUUUUUAAAUUUCCAUCUCAGCAGUACUUUUAGUAGAUAGAUGAAUUAGAAUAAAUAUACAGUACACAUUGGCCAUAAUGCAUCAAGAUGCUCUUCAAAAUCUUGUAGGCUUACUCCACCAGUGAAAAUGAUAUCACUGAUUUGAUGAUUGACUUCUUUCCCCUGAAAACUGGAGACAUUACAAAGUCAUCAUGGGAAUUUACUCACUUCUAUGCAAUGCUCAAUUAUAAUUUUUUUUUUACAUCUGUGGAAAAAAGACAACUCUGCCCGGGUAUUUUUUUGAUAAUGCUGUCCCUGUAAUGUCACAACCAUUAGCACUUCAGACGAGUCAAGCUGUGCCUGUUAGCACAGCUGCUACUGUAUAAGGGGCAGAGUAACAUCUCCAGCCCGUGCAGACCCUCAGGGCAAAGACGGGGUAAGCUAGCUGUUGUUUGUUUAGCUGUGUGUUUCAGCAAGCCAUUAAUACUGAGGCCUAAUAGUUCUGUCAGUAGCAUUAACACACAUGGGAGCAAUUUCCUUGACACAGAUUACACAUGGAUUUAGGCUACCAAAGAAGUGCUUCCUGAACAUUGGAUUUAACCUGCAGUUAAAAUCUUAAGGGUGUGGUGCACCUUUUAGGGAGCGCAGAUUAUAAACCCAGUGAAGGUGAUUUUGCAAAUUCCCUGUAGCUUUACACCUUAGGAAGAGUGAAGAAUAAUUAAUGGUAUAAUGAGGACAUUUUAACACCUUCACGAAUCUCUUUAUUUUAAUGUUUUGUAAAGUCAGCGGUUUAAUGUUUAUAGAAAACCAACUGCAACUUACCUUUCAAAAGGUGGUCCUGUCAGUAUACUUUCCCCAUCUGAUCCAGCCACAGUAAAAAAAAAAAAAAAAAGUUUCGGAAAUCAAUUCUGUAGCAAACAAAGAAGAUUAUAAUAGAAGGUGUGAGCAUGUAUUAUUGUCAGAACUGUAUUAGUUUAACAGUAAAAAAUGUGUUUUCAUUCACAAAAGUGCCAAGCUGCAAACACUGUACUGAUGAGACGCUUGUGUGUGUGUAAGUUUACAAAUGUAGCUAGCAUAGUUAGUUUUGUCAGCUAAUCUUUCGCUCAUGAGUUUAUGCACACAUCCUUGACGUGAGGAUAUGGUUGGCUGCUGUAUUUCAGUACAAAAAAAAACCAUUCACAACACUCCUAACAAAGAGGUCUGUGCACUUUCUUGAGUAAUUAAUUUCUGGAAAGACACAUUGCUGUUGAGAUUUUUAAAUGUAUUUUUUUGGCGGUGAAGCACCAAAGAAGAGAGAGCGGGACAUCACUACAGCCGAUAUCUCCAAAACUUG